CUUUAGAAAUUGCUUCGUUUGGUUUUUCUCCGGUCCUUGUUUCAUUUUCCCACAAAUUGCCUUUACAUUCUUUGUUUGAUUUUCUCAGAAAUUGCUUGGGUUCUCUCCAACUCCACCUGUGGCCUUUACAUUAUUUUUGCUUCCUCGUCGAGGACCGAAUCAAGUAAAGAAGUUGCCGCACUAUCACGAGACUCCACCCACCCUGUAAUCCUUAUUUGGAUCUCACCCUCUCACCUGGUUUCCUUUAUCUCUCUUGAUAACUUCUAUUUCUCCUUUUCUUCCGCGCGCUCUCUCUCUCUCUCCACCCACCUUCGAUCAAGAGCACUUGCCGAAUGCAAAAAUACCACUGUGUUUGAUCUUAUAGUGUCUUUUCGAUCUCGAUCCAGCUGCUUAGUAAUUUCCCUAGGAAAAAUUACAAGCCAAUUCUGAAACUCCUGGAAGAUUUUUGGAAAAGUGAGCAUGGUCUGGUUAUGCAUUAAAGAUCUCUGCAGCAGCCAAAACUUAAGUACAGGAAUCAGCCAAGCAUGUUAGCUGACAAACGAUAGUCAGAAAGUAGUUGAAGAGAAUUUACAGAAAGAGAAAAUGAGAGAAAAUAGGGCGCAACAGAGAGUACAGAGUUACUUGCAAUAUGGAUCGGGGUUUUAUUGUCAGUUGAAAGAGACGAUCUGGACUUCUACUAAGUUACCUGCAAGAUUCUCGCUCUUCAUCUUCCUCCUCUUCAUCCUCGUCUGCGCGUUCGUCUCCACGCGCCUCCUUAACUCCACUGAUGGUACUCGCGGCUCGGCUCAAGAGCCACUGUUAACUACCGAGACAACGACCCAAAAUCCCGAAACCCCGAUAAAGAAAAUCGAGAUCCCACUCGACUGCGAUGCUUUCAACCUCACAGGAACCUGUCCGGCAAAUUACCCCACGAUCAUUUCAGAAAAUCAAUACCGUCCAUCUGUUUCAACUUGUCCAGAGUACUUCCGCUGGAUCCACGAAGACUUGCGCCCAUGGGCUCGCACGGGGAUCACGAGAGAAAUGGUUGAUAGAGCUAAAAGGACGGCGAAUUUUAGGUUAGUGAUUUUGAAGGGCAAAGCCUAUUUGGAGACAUACACCAAGUCGUUUCAGACCAGAGACGUUUUUACGCUGUGGGGAAUCCUACAGUUGUUACGAAGAUACCCAGGAAGAGUGCCGGAUUUGGAGCUGAUGUUCGAUUGUGUUGACUGGCCGGUAGUAAAAUCGAGGGAGUAUAGUGGGCCCAAUGCAAUGGCCCCACCACCUUUGUUUCGGUACUGUGGGGAUGAUGACACGCUUGAUAUCGUUUUCCCUGAUUGGUCCUUUUGGGGAUGGCCUGAGGUCAACAUAAAGCCAUGGGAGAAUUUGCUGAAUGAUUUAAAAGAAGGCAACAAGAAGACCAGAUGGAUGGACAGGGAACCUUAUGCUUACUGGAAAGGAAAUCCAGUUGUUGCUGAAACCAGGCAGGACCUUAUGAGAUGUAAUGUCUCUGAACAACAAGAUUGGAGUGCUCGUGUAUAUGCCCAGGAUUGGAUUCGAGAAUCACAGCAAGGGUACAAACAAUCAAACUUGGCAAGCCAAUGCAGCCACAGGUAUAAGAUCUACAUUGAAGGGUCUGCAUGGUCAGUCAGCGAAAAAUACAUUCUCGCCUGUGAUUCUGUUACCUUAGUCGUAAAACCCCAUUACUAUGAUUUCUUCACGAGAAGCCUGAGGCCAAUUGAGCACUACUGGCCUAUAAAGGAUAAUAGCAAGUGCAGAUCCAUUAAGUUUGCCGUUGAGUGGGGCAACAGCCAUAAGCGGAAGGCACAGGCCAUUGGAAAGGCAGCAAGUGAAUUCAUUCAAAAUGAAUUGCAGAUGGAGUAUGUAUACGAUUACAUGUUUCAUCUCUUAAAUGAGUAUGCUAAUCUGUUGACGUUCAAGCCCGUUGUACCUCCACAAGCUAUUGAACUGUGUUCAGAAUCCAUGGCUUGCCGAUUGGGUGGAGUAGAGAAGGAGUUCAUGAUGGAAUCCAUGGUGAAGGGCCCUGCAGAGACGAGUCCAUGCACCAUGCUUCCUCCCUACGACCCUCCAUCUCUUCACGCCAUUUUUAGGAGAAAAGAGAAUACAAUAAAACAAGUAGAGUUAUGGGAGAAGAAAUACUGGGACAAUCAAAAUAAUUAAUUAAGAAAUCCUUGGAAUGUACAACAUAUAUAGUGCCUUCAUAUGAUUAUUUAAUUAUUGUUGUUGAUGCCAUCUUUAGCAGAAACAGAGAAUUAAAUAAAACAAGUUUGAGUUGC
Molecule: messenger RNA, 2273 nt
Organism: Manihot esculenta (cassava)
Lineage: Eukaryota; Viridiplantae; Streptophyta; Magnoliopsida; Malpighiales; Euphorbiaceae
Product: O-glucosyltransferase rumi homolog
Exons: 6
Coding region: 583-2157 (524 amino acids)
Source: RefSeq, a predicted model, not a curated record